AGUCUGGAGGAGGAAGCCUCUCUUUGUCGGGGUUGCUGCCGGGAAGUGAGUCUGUCGAUGGGGGAGAAAAGGCAUUGUGAUUUUCGAUUCCAGAUCCCUCAUCUUUCUUGCUCGGUCCUCCGCUCUCCCCUCCUCCUAUCUGCUCGCGAGGUCAUCUCUUGUGUGUACGUGGCAUUGCCCAUCGAGGGGUCUUCCCUGGCGGGAACCGCUGGUUGCGAGGCGCGCCUGUGGGUGGGUGUGGGCAAGGAUGUGAUGGCUGCAUGGCCUUCGAUCUUUAAUAGCUCCGGGGACUUCUUCAGGGCCCCCUGCCAACGCCUGAAUGUGACCAUCAUCGCUGGGCAGUCACACCGGACACACCAGUCCAAACCAAAUGGGACCUUGUUUUGUGGCGGAACCGCCUCCUGUCGACUUUGGCCAGCGUUCUGGCGUUCGGCUCGGAAACGCCCCUAG
Molecule: messenger RNA, 450 nt
Organism: Colletotrichum destructivum
Lineage: Eukaryota; Fungi; Ascomycota; Sordariomycetes; Glomerellales; Glomerellaceae
Exons: 1
Coding region: 58-450 (130 amino acids)
Source: RefSeq, a predicted model, not a curated record